Molecule: messenger RNA, 2025 nt
Organism: Botrytis byssoidea
Lineage: Eukaryota; Fungi; Ascomycota; Leotiomycetes; Helotiales; Sclerotiniaceae
Exons: 2
Coding region: 1-2025 (674 amino acids)
Molecular function (GO): ATP binding; metal ion binding
Source: RefSeq, a predicted model, not a curated record
AUGUCCCAACAACCCUUUCGCCCUAUCAAGCGUCUUCUCAUAGCAAACAGAGGAGAAAUCGCAACGCGUAUUCUAUCCACAGCACGCGAAUUAAGUAUAGAAACCUACACCCUUUACACCACCAACGACUCAUCACACACUGUCAACUCAACCCAUUCCAUUCAACUUCCAUCUCCAUCUUCGUAUCUAGAUAUCUCAACUCUAAUAUCUAUUGUUCAAAAAUACAAUAUCGAUACUAUUCAUCCAGGCUAUGGAUUUCUAUCCGAAGCUGCUGAGUUUGCAGAAAGAAUGUGGAGGGAAGCUAACGCGGUUGUUAUCGGACCUGGAUUCCAAAUUUUAGAAAGAACAGGUGAUAAACUGAUGGCGAGAAACCUUGCACAGGAAUGUCACGUUCCUAUUCUCCCGGCCCUCAAAGUCCCAACAGAUGAUGUGACUCAACUCCAGAGAUUUGCAUCAGAGGUCGGCUAUCCUAUUAUCAUCAAAGCGGUAGAUGGAGGUGGAGGUCGUGGUAUUAGGAUUGUGACAAAAGAAGACGAGCUAGAAGGAAUGUCAAAAGCAGCAUUGAGAGAAAGUCCUAGCAAGAAAGUCUUUGCGGAGAAAGCUGCCGUGGAUGGUUAUAGACAUGUAGAAGUACAAAUUAUUGGUGACGGUAAAGGAGGGGUAAGACAUCUUUGGGAGCGGGAAUGUAGUAUCCAGAGGCGAUUUCAAAAAGUGGUCGAGUUUGCUCCUUGUUCGAUUGUGGAUAGGAGAGUUGUCGAGAAGGUUAUUGAAAGUGCGUUGAGUAUGGCCAGGAAGGUUAAUUAUUACUCGCUUGGAACUUUCGAAUUUCUCGUUGGCCAACCACAACCCGAAUUCUAUUUCCUGGAAAUCAAUCCACGUUUGCAAGUCGAACAUACCAUCACCGAAUCUCUGGCCUCCGGUAUCGAUCUCGUCAAAAUCCAACUUCUCCUCGCUCAAGGACAUCCUCUCUCAUCACUACUCCUACAAUCUCUCCCUUCAUCCCCAUUGACACCGCCUCAAAUUCACUCCCUGCAACUCCGCAUCACAGCUGAAUCCCCAUCUCAAAAUUUCUCGCUCAGUCCCGGGAAGAUCUCAUCUUUCUAUUUUCCCUCAGGCAAUGGCGUUCGAGUAGAUACUCAUCUGCAUCCUUCAACAUAUGCAAUCAUCGGCACAGAUUUUGAUAGUCUAUUGGCAAAGCUCAUUAUCAACGCACCUACCUGGCAAGAUAUCGUCGCGAAAGCUAAGCGAGCAUUAGAUGAUACAUAUAUCACUGGCAUUGAAACUAACUUAGAUUUGUUAAGAGCCAUUAUUGACAGUGAUUCAUUCAAGAAGCAAAAGUGCGAUACAAGAUGGUUGGAGAUGAAUUUACCGGUGUUACUCAGAUCCGCCAAGAAGAUAAGCGAGGGCUUGAAGAAUUCGGCAGUACCGGUAUCAACGAGCUCAUUACCGACUUUACCAUCUUCAUCGAGUGUGGUUUUCCGUCCGAGAGAUGCGUGGAAUAUUGAACUUAGUCCUGAUGAUUCCUCCAUUACGAAUACAAAAUCCGGGAACUCGGCGCCGAUACCAUACCAUAUGCAGAUAACCCGCAUCCUCAGCAACAACUUUCCUUCCUCUCUCAAAGCCAACAUCCUAUUCACUUCUCCAUCGUCUACUAACACAAAACCGACUCCCUACAAACUCUCCGUCACCUCAUCCUCCUCUACUCCCACCUCCGAACAAUCUUCCCAUCGUCUCGGCAACCCUAAGAAUCCAAACCACAUAACAACACCCUUCCCGGGAAAACUUAUCGAAAUCUCUGUCGAGAAAGGAGAUCAGAUAGUAGCCGGUCAGACAAUUUGUGUGAUCAGACAGAUGAAAAUGGAAGUUGAGGUUAGGAGUCAGAGCAAUGGGGUUGCGAAGUGGGUUUUUGGGAAUGGAGAGGAAGAUCAGUGGGAGGAGGGAGAGGAAGGGGAGGAUGUGGGGGUGGGGGUACUGGUUUGUGAGUUAGACGAGGAAGUUGAGAAGGGGAGAGAGAGUAAAUUAUAG